Messenger RNA from Cyanidioschyzon merolae strain 10D, 828 nucleotides. RefSeq lists its product with no specific name. The record is from RefSeq and is a predicted model, not a curated record. The transcript has a single exon. The coding region runs from base 1 to 828 and encodes 275 amino acids. Lineage: Eukaryota; Rhodophyta; Bangiophyceae; Cyanidiales; Cyanidiaceae.
AUGGAGUCCACGAGCAGUGCCGACACGGCCGGCGCCCUGCCUGUCAGUCUUGGUCAACUUGCUGUCGCUUACGGUUUCAUGCUACUGUCAGUUAUGGCGAUAUGGCUGUUUGAGAUUGGCAUCGAACUGGAUAUGGUUUGGGCGUCCCUUCGUGCCGCAGUCCAGUUGUUGCUCGUAGGGCUCGUCUUGCGCUGGAUUUUCGCUGCAAACCUACCAUUGCUUGUGUUCUUGGCAGUAAGCAUCAUGACUUUGGUUGCUGCCUGGACAGCUUCACAGCGCAUGCACCGACCAAUACCGGGUAUGUUCGUCGCCGUGCUAGUCUCGCUUCUCAGUGGUGCAGGUUUCGUGAUCGUGCAAACAACUUGGACCGUCAUCGGAGUGAAACCUUUCUGGAUGCCGCGUUACUUUAUCCCGCUCUCCGGUAUGAUUCUCGGGAACGCCAUGAACACAGUAGCGUUGUUGGGCGAACGACUCCAGUCCGAGGUAUCCUCGCACGAGAAAGAGAUCGAGGAACUCCUCAGCAUAGGUGCCAGUCCAAAACAAGCGAUCGCACCGGCACUUCGAGCCUCCUUGCGCUCGGCACUGAUUCCGGUCGUGAACUCGAUGCUGACGGUAGGCCUUGUCUCUUUACCAGGCAUGAUGACGGGGCAGAUUGUCGGUAACGGUUCCACGGACACAGCAGCGCGUUAUCAAAUCGUUGUGUAUUAUAUGAUCACAGCAGGUAGUACGCUUUCUGCAUCCUUACUGGCUUUGUUGACGUACGGCAAGUUUUUCGAUCAUAACUCCUGGAGGCUUGUGCGCGAAACGUACACAUCUGGUGCUAGUUGA